Molecule: messenger RNA, 2616 nt
Organism: Lodderomyces beijingensis
Lineage: Eukaryota; Fungi; Ascomycota; Pichiomycetes; Serinales; Debaryomycetaceae
Source: the annotation of a GenBank genome assembly
AUGCUGUCAUUUGAUAAUCAACACUAUGAGUACCGGAAACUCACGCGGACGUAUAUGGACUUUUUCUAUUCCGACAAGUUCACCAAGUUCCUCAACACGACACAGACGGGGUCGGCCCAUUCGUCACACGGCAUCGAUUUCCCCAUCUUUAUGAAAACAAUGUUUACCUCGAUUUGUUUCUGCACGAUUCAGCUCACCUUGUUUUGUCUAUUGCGGUCAGUUUUCAAUUUCCUUUACCAGCCACGGUGUUUCUGCGUGCCGGUGAACGAGCGAAUGGAGGUUCUUCCUCGCGGAUUCGUAAAGUGGAUCAUCCCCACUCUUAAAAGCAGCAUCAACACCUACUUGUCGUUGGGGUUGGAUGCGUAUUUCUUUGUCAGGUUCAUCUCGGUGCUAUCGCUAUUCUUUCUUCUCAUUGGAUCCAUCAACAUGCUCGUGUUGAUUCCAAUAAAUUUCACGGGCAACUCGGCCGAGUUCACGGCUCAAGGGUUAGACAAGCUCAGCCUUUCAAACAUUGCAAACUGCAACGUUGCGCGCCUCAAUGCCCACUUUAUCAUGGGGUUGUUGACCAUUGUCGUGUUCCAUUGGUUGAUCAUCUACGAGUUCCAAAGCUUUGUCAUCAUACGGCAAUCGUAUCUCCUUUCUGAGUCCCACAAAAGCUCCAUCAUGGCGAGGACUUUGCUUAUAUUCAAUGUGCCCGAGUACUUGCAGGACGAAAAAGUAUUGCGAGACCUUUUCCACAUCGUUCCUGGAGGUGUUGGCAAUAUCUGGCAUGUUUUCGACUUUGAACGGAUCGAGCAUCAAGUGGCCAAGGCCAAAGUUGCUCUUAAAAUUUUGGAAAAGUCUCAAAUCGAGGCUUUACGCAGGUACUAUCCAUUCAAAUGGUCAAACAAUCCAAAAGCCGGGCAAAACAAAAAAAAGAUAAAAAAGCUUUCAAAAGAUGUCUUUUUUUACCCACCGAUAUUUUGUGAUUUGAUUAGAAUACCCCAGAUUGAUCGCAGUUUCCAGCUUAAUUUACCAGGCUGGUUGAGGAUUUUCACUUUGCAAAAACGGAUAUCGACAUUGAAUUGGGCAUUGGACACAUUGAAGCAAUCGCAAUUGAUUAUCGAUGAGGAAAAACUGAAAAUGGCAACUAACCAAUUGAAAAGACACAAUAAAGUCUUUAUCGAAUUCCUGGAUCAUCGAGGUGCUUGCAUCGCCAACCAGUGUCUUCUUUCACAGAGCCAAGGCUGUCUCGACAAGACCUUGGUUGAAGUGCACCCACAGGAUAUCAUCUGGAGAAACGUUUCCAGAACAGAUGGCGUCGGGUGCAAAUUCGAAAAAUACCUCGUGACCAUCCUUUUCAUCAGCAUCAUUGUCUUGUAUGUCAUACCGGUAUCCUUGAUCCACUCGCUAUCGCAAAUACCGGUGCUCAUUCACAUAAUGCCUUUCCUCAAAUGGAUAUACCACUUCCCCGAAGAAGCAAGACAAACGAUAUCGGGGUUUCUACCGUCAAUCUUGCUCACUAUAUUGACGGAAAUCGUCAUGGUUACAUUCAGGUUUCUCACUUACUUCAAAGGCAAAGCCACUGGUUGCGAAGUUGAGAUUGACUUGCAAAAAUGGUUCUUUGCGUUCCUCUUUGUUCAACAGUUUCUCGUGGUGACAAUCUCGUCAAGCGUCACCGUCAUCUGCAAGCAGAUUAUCGACCAGCCAACGUCGAUCCCCAUUUUGCUAGCCACCAACUUGCCCAAAUCAGCAACAUUCUUUUUCCAAUACAUCUGUCUUCGUGCAUUUGCAUUUUGCGGAAGCAAUUUCCUCCGCAUAUCCCAGUUGGUGUUGACAAACUCGUAUUACAAAUGGAAAGACGUCACGCCGAGACAGCAGUUUACUCGCAUCACUUCGUUGCCACAGAUCAAAUGGGGCACCACAUUUGCUAUUUAUUCGAUCUAUGCCUGCAUUGGCAUUUCUUACUCCAUCAUCUCCCCCUUGAUAUCAAUAUUCAUCAUCUUUUUCCUCAACUUGUCCAUAUUGUACUACAAGUACGCUUUGAAGUAUGUAUACAGCCACAUCAACCCUUCGGAAACAUUGGGAAGAUUGUAUCCAAACGCCUUGCUCCAUUUAUACACGGGCAUCUAUUGUCUCGAGUGCUGUCUAAUCGGUGUUUUUUUCCUCCUGAAGGACUCCUCAGGGAGGUACGCAAUGAGGAUUCAAGGGUGGAUCAUGACGGGUGUCCUAUUUGUUACCAUCUUCUGCAACAAUUUGAUAUACAGUAGGUACUUGCCCUACUUCUCCAACCUCCCUAUCUUGUCCGAUAAGCCAUAUAGGGAUAACAAAAAGACUGACGAACCCACACCCAAUUCAGAAGACCACCACGACCACGACCACGACCACGACCACGACCACCACGAGAUGACUGCCGCAAACCACACAUUGCUAUACCUCCACCCCGCAUUCAAAUACGAAACGCCGAUAGUAUGGUUGCCCAAAGAUCCCAACGGGUACACGGAGUUGCAAAUUCAGGAAAUCGAGUCAAAAUCAGACUUUAUCAAGGGCGAGACCAGUGGCGCCGAAGUUCAAAUCACAAAGUUUUUGAAAAAUUUGAAAAUGACAAUAUCGGAAGCACCCCCAGAUUAUAGGUGA